Molecule: messenger RNA, 531 nt
Organism: Nicotiana tabacum (common tobacco)
Lineage: Eukaryota; Viridiplantae; Streptophyta; Magnoliopsida; Solanales; Solanaceae
Source: RefSeq, a predicted model, not a curated record
AUGGAUGCUUUGAGGGAAAUGCCAGGCUAUGCGAAAAUGAUGAAGGAUUUGAUGUCUCGAAAGUUUGACUUCCAGGACCUGUCUACUAUAACUCUAACUCAAACCUGUAGUGCGGUAGUGACAAGACCUAUGGCUAAAAAGUUUUUUGAUCCUAGUAGUUUCACUAUCUCAUGCACAAUUGGAAGUUAUGCUUUUGCUAAAGCAUUGUGUGACUUGGGAGCCAGCAUUAACUUUAUACCUUUGGCAAUCUACACAAAGUUAGGCAUUGGCAGAGCUAGACCAACCUCAGUUUUGUUGCAACUGGAUAAUCGCAUGGUGAAAAGGCCAGUAGGAAUUCUAGAUGAUGUGCUCGUCCAAGUGGGGAAGUUUGUAUUUCCUGCUGAUUUUGUUAUACUUGACUGUCAGGUUGACGAAGAAAUACCCAUAAUUUUGGGAAGGCUAUUUUUAGCCACUAGGAGACCAUUGAUUGACUGUGAUACUGGAGAGUUAAAAAUGAGAGUGAAUAAUGAAGAAAUAAUAUUCAAUAUUUAA